Molecule: messenger RNA, 2109 nt
Organism: Parascedosporium putredinis
Lineage: Eukaryota; Fungi; Ascomycota; Sordariomycetes; Microascales; Microascaceae
Source: the annotation of a GenBank genome assembly
AUGGUAUCUCAAGCUUCCUCCACCCCGUCCACGGGAGCGUCCGACUUCCGCAUCUCCGGCUCCGAUGACUCCGACGAUGACUCGGGUCUGCACCUCGGCCACGCCGGCCCCAUCGAUGGCGACUCCGACGACGACAAUGACGAGUGGCAGCUCCUGCCCGCCUCCCGGCCCCGCAAGUCCAUGCACCCCCUCGCGCGUAAGUCGCGCGCCCGCCUCGCCGAGAUGGGCCGCGCGUACGCCGAGAACUCGGUUGGUCUGCGUGACGAGCACGAGAUUCGCUACUUUGUGAUGGGUGCUGUCGCUGCUGGCCUGCUGGACCGCGCCAAGGCGGAGGGGCCUCGCCCGGCGAUAUGGCGAACCUUUUGUUCGGUAUGCGCUGCUGUGCAGGGCAUGGAUGAGACGGUUGUCAAUGGUGCGCAAUCCAUAUACAAGGACCAGUUUGGUAUUGGCGGCGAUUCCUAUCGCGAUACCUGGCUCCUAGGCCUGACCAAUGCCGCUCCCUAUCUAUGGCUCACGGGGCCGAUGAACAGCUAUUUCGGAAGGAGAGGCACCAUAUUCAUUGCCUGCGCAAUCUCUGCGUUUGCGUGUAUAUGGCAAGCUUUUACGCAUAGCUGGUGGUCCAUGUUUGUGGCUCGUUUUGUGCUGGGGCUUGGUAUCGGGCCCAAGUCCGCCACUGCGCCCAUCUUUGCGGCAGAGUGCGCGCCCAAGGAAAUUCGAGGGGCCUUGACCAUGCAAUGGCAAGUAUGGACUGCCUUUGGGAUCAUGCUGGGUUACGUCGCCGACCUGGCGUUUCUCGACGUCCCCGACAACGGAAUCACCGGCGUCGCCUGGCGUCUGAUGAUGGGCAGCGCCGCAAUCCCCGCGGUGAUUGCCUGCGCCCUCGUCUACCUAGGCCCCGAGUCGCCACGCUGGUACCUGACCAAGAACCGUCACGGCGAAGCGUACCGCGCCAUGGCCAAGAUGCGCGCAUCCAAGGCGGAGCGCGAUCUCGAGGGGGCCAAGGCGAGCAAGAUUGGCGAGAUGGUGCGGCACCAGCGUAACAGAAAUGCGCUGCUGGCGUCGGAAAUUGUCAUGUUUAUGCAGCAGUUUAGCGGUGUCAAUAUGAUGGCCGCUGCCCUCCUCUUCACGGGGUUCAGUUUCCUGCUUCCGCAGCAAACCGUCGUACAGAUAGUGUGCAUCGCGGCGGGCAUCUACGUGUUCGGCAUGGUGUACUCGCCCGGUGCGGGCCCGGUGCCGUUUACGUACUCAGCCGAGGCGUACCCGCUCCGGCUGCGCACGCUCGGCAUGUCGGUGGCCACGGCAACCACGUGGUUCUUCAACUUUGUGCUGGCCGUCACCUGGCCCUCGCUGCAGGCGGCCUUUACCAACGUCGGGGCGUUUACGUGGUACGCGGCCUGGAACGUCGUGGGCUUCUUCCUCGUCCUCUUCUUCGUGCCCGAGACCAAGGGCCUCACGCUCGAGGAGCUGGACGCCGUAUUUGACGUGCCGCUGCGGGAUAUGGUGCAAUAUGGAAAGGACCAGGCGCGGUACUGGGUGCAGAGCGUCCACGGCCUCCUCGCCGCCUCCCUCGCGCUGCAAGCCGCGACCGACGACUACCCCACGGCUCCCUGGCGCGCCGCCUUCCCGCGCCUCGCGGACCUCCGGCGCAGCACCCCGUUUUUCCCGCCGGCCCUGCGCGCGGGACCUUUGCUGCCGGGCCCCGCGCGGGACCUGGUCGCGGCGCAGGAUGCCAAGUUCGCGGCGGAUUGGGGGUGGUGGAGCCGGCGAGCGGUUCUCGUCCAUGGGCUUGUCGGUGGCGGCGGAGAGGAGUACGGCGCCGGGGAAGAGGUGUACAUCUGCUACGGGCGGCAUAGUGGGGAUUUCCUGCUCGCGGAGUACGGGUUCUCGCCCGACGAGAACGCGUGGGACGAGGUGUCGCUCGACGAGGUGGUGGAACCCUGGUCGAGGCGGGGGCGGGCCCGGGGGCCGACGGAUCCUCGAGGAGCUGCGGCUCUGGGGCCGGUUCCGGCUGGAUGCCGAGACGGCGGGGUGUUACCGGACGCAGGUGGCGCUACGGAUCGCGUGCGGGGCGGGGUGGCGGGCGUUUGCGGACGGGUGGGAGGCGGAUGA